Molecule: messenger RNA, 1347 nt
Organism: Cynocephalus volans (Philippine flying lemur)
Lineage: Eukaryota; Metazoa; Chordata; Mammalia; Dermoptera; Cynocephalidae
Product: inaD-like protein
Biological process (GO): tight junction assembly; regulation of microtubule cytoskeleton organization; microtubule organizing center organization
Cellular component (GO): cytoplasm; apical part of cell; bicellular tight junction
Molecular function (GO): protein binding
Source: RefSeq, a predicted model, not a curated record
AUGGGCUCGUCGCCGGCCCUCCCUCACCUGGGCGGAAAUGAUGCCAAGUUGCAAAAGUAUUCAAAGUUGCUGCCUAUUCACACUUUAAGACUUGGUGUGGAAGUGGAUUCCUUUGAUGGGCACCAUUAUAUCUCUUCAGUUGUUCCUGGUGGUCCUGUUGAUACUCUGAACCUCCUACAGCCAGAGGAUGAGCUUCUUGAGGUCAAUGGUGUGCAACUCUAUGGAAAAUCUCGCCGAGAAGCAGUCUCCUUUCUUAAAGAAGUGCCACCCCCUUUCACCUUGGUUUGCUGUCGACGGUUGUUUGAUGAUGAGGCCUCUGUAGAUGAACCAAGGACCACAGAAGUCUGUCUUCCUGAGACGGAGGUUGACCACAAUGUAGAUGUCAAUACUGAAGAAGAUGAUGAUGGAGAAUUAGCACUCUGGUCUCCAGAAGUCAAGACUGUUGAGCUAAUAAAAGAUUAUAAAGGCCUGGGAUUCAGCAUUUUGGAUUACCAGGACCCUUUAGAUCCUACAAGAUCAGUGAUUGUAAUCCGCUCCCUGGUAGCAGAUGGUGUAGCCGAAAGAAGUGGAGAGCUAUUACCUGGAGACCGCCUGGUCUCAGUCAAUGAACACUGCUUGGACAACACCACACUUGCUGAAGCUGUGGAAGUGUUGAAAGCUGUGCCACCAGGCACCGUAUGCCUUGGCAUCUGUAAGCCUUUGGUGGAAGAUGAUAAAGAAGAAAAUUGUUAUAUUUUACAUUCAAGCAAUAAUGAAGACAAGACUGAAUUUUCAGGAACAACUCAUGAUAUAAAUUCAACUAUAAUACUUGAAGCACCCAAGGGGUUUAGAGAUGAACCGUAUUUUAAAGAAGAACUUGCUGAUGAACCAUUUCUAGAUUUGGGAAAGUCUUUCCAGUCUCAACAGAAGGAGGUAGACAACAGCACGGAGGCCUGGGAGAUGGAUGAAUUUCUGACUCCUAGAUUGCAGGAAAUGGGUGAAGAAAGGGAAAUGCUUGUUGAUGAAGAAUAUGAGCUGUAUCAAGAUCGCUUUCAGUCCAUGGAGUUGUACUCCACGUCGCACAUUCAAGAAGCCACUCCUGUGCCCUCUGUGGAAGAACUUCACUUUGGUACACAGUGGUUACAUGACAGUGAAACUCCCGAGUCUCAAGAAGCAAGAUCCAUGAGGAGUACAUAUUCCCAGGAGACACAGCAGUAUAGCUGUAGCACUGAAAACCUGAUGAAAGAAAAUUUUAGCCUCGAUUCCCUGCCGUCUGUACCCUCAACUAAAGGAAACAGUCAACAAAGCAGAUUUGAUGAUCUGGAAAAUCUUAAUUCAUUAGCAAAAAGCAGUCUGGAUUUAGCUUAA